Cyprinus carpio (common carp) is the source of this 3026-nucleotide messenger RNA. Its product is annotated as protocadherin gamma-A11-like. The record is from RefSeq and is a predicted model, not a curated record. NCBI's taxonomy places the organism in Eukaryota, Metazoa, Chordata, Actinopteri, Cypriniformes, Cyprinidae. The coding region runs from base 79 to 2445 and encodes 788 amino acids. The transcript has 2 exons.
GUUCAAAACAUAACAUUUUUUUAUGUUUUAAAAUUUUAGAGUGGAACAUCUCUAAACGCCGUUUUAAUUUUCUGCAAAAUGCAACAAAGGGCGCGUUCGUCAUGGCGCCUCAUACUUACAUUCAUGGCAUUGGAAAUGCUGCUUUGGAGAGAGGUUCGCGCACAAAUACGAUAUUCUCUUUCUGAGGAGCAGAAAGAAGGAUCAGUGGUCGGAAACCUUGCGAAGGAUUUAGGUCUCGAUACCAGAACGUUAAAGGAGAGAGGAUUUCGGAUAGUUUCAACUUCAGGCGACUCGCUGUUCACGGUAAAUGACGGGAUUUUAAGUGUUAAUGGAAAGCUAGAUCGAGAGGAGGUGUGCGAGAGAAGCAGCUCGUGUGUCAUCAGUCUAAAAAUCGCGCUGGAAAACCCUUUGGAAAUUCACUACGUGUCGAUUGAAAUCUUGGACGUCAAUGAUCAUGCUCCGACAUUCUCAGAAAAAGAAAAGCGGUUGGAAAUAUGGGAAUCUGCCCUACCUGGAGCACGAUAUCAGUUACAGGCGGCGCGGGAUCCCGAUGGCGGCAUGAACUCUGUUCAACAAUAUAAACUCAGUCAUAAUGACAAUUUCCGCAUAGAGGUUAAAGAUCGCGGAGAAGAUCGCAAAAUGCCCUUUUUGAUUCUUCAAAAGCCUUUGGAUAGAGAAACAAGCAGUAGACACAAGCUAGUCCUCACUGCGCUUGAUGGAGGGCGACCCCCAAAGUCUGGAACAAUGGAUAUAGUAGUUGACGUUUUAGAUGUUAAUGACAAUAUGCCAGUUUUCACACAAGAACUUUACUCUGUGACGCUUCAAGAAAAUGUCCCUGUAGGCACAACUGUUAUACAGGUUAAUGCUACUGACAUGGAUGAUGGUCCAAAUGGAGAGAUUUUUUAUUCGUUUGGAAAGGAUAUAGAGGAUAGUCUAAAACAACUUUUUGAUUUAAACUCCAGUACUGGAGAAAUGACUGUGAUUGGCCCAAUAGAUUUUGAAGAGAUGAAUAACUUUGAAAUAGAUAUCCAAGCAUCAGACAAAGGACCUGUUCCUCUCACAUCAGAUAAGAGUAUAACCAUAAAAAUCGUUGAUGUAAAUGACAAUGUGCCUGAGAUUGAAGUGACAUCGUUUUCAAGUGUAGUGCCUGAAGACUCUAAAAUUGGAACCACAGUGGCUUUAAUCAGUGUUAGUGAUUUGGACUCUGGUGUAAACGGGAAAGUGUUAUGCUACAUAACUGAAGAAAUACCUUUCAGACUAACGGCAUCAUCCCAAGAUAACAUUUACGCACUGGUUACCGCCUCAUCUCUUGAUAGAGAAACUGUGCCUCACUAUGACAUCACGUUAGUAGCCAAAGAUGCUGGGCAGCCACCUCUGUCUUCAGUUAAAACUAUAACUGUGCAGGUAUUAGAUGUAAAUGACAAUAGUCCAGAAUUUUCUCUUUCACCCUAUGCUUUUUAUGUGAUGGAAAACAAUAUUCCAGGCAAAUCUUUGUUUUCUGUAUCUGCUUCUGAUCAUGAUUUAGAUGAAAAUGCUAUUGUACACUAUAACAUUUGGAGAGACACUGGAGAUGAAAACAAAUAUGUGUCUUUCAUUAAUAUUAACUCAGAAAAUGGGGAGAUUUAUGCGCUUAAGAGCUUUGACUUUGAAACUGUUAAAAUGUUUCAGUUCCAUGUUGUUGCUACAGACUCUGGAACUCCAUCUCUCAGUAGUAACGUGACAGUGAAUGUGUUUAUUCUGGAUCAGAACGACAACGUUCCAGUGAUCUUAUAUCCAGUCAGCGCUAACGGUUCUGCUGAGGGUGUGGAAGAGAUUCCUCGUAAUGUGAAUGCAGGUCAUUUGGUGACUAAAGUCAGAGCCUAUGACGCAGAUAUAGGAUACAACGGCUGGUUAUUAUUUUCACUGCAGGAAGUUAGUGACCACAUUCUCUUUAGUUUGGACCGUUAUACAGGACAGAUAAGGACCCUUCGCUCAUUCACAGAAACAGACGAGGCCCAGCAUAAACUGCUCAUACUGGUCAAAGACAAUGGGAACGUUUCACUCUCAGCAACAGCGACUGUGAUUGUCAAAGUUGUGGAGCCCAAAGAGGCUUUUGCUGCUUCUGAUGUGAAAAACACAGUAAAAGAUGAGGAGGAAAACAACCUGACAUUUUAUUUGAUCAUCACUUUGGGCUCGGUUUCAGUGCUUUUUGUCAUCAGCAUCAUCGUGUUGAUUGUAAUGCAGUGCUCUAAAUCGACAGACUCCAAGUAUUUACAGGAUACAAAUUACGACGGGACUCUGUGUCACAGCAUCCAGUACAGAUCUGGAGACAAACGGUACAUGUUAGUUGGACCCAGAAUGAGUAUCGGCUCUACUAUAGUCCCGGGCAGUAAUGGAAAUACUCUAGUCAUACCUGAUCGCAGGAGGACAGAUUCUGGAGAGAGCACACUCAAGGUAAGACCAUAACAUUUAUUUAUUUAUUUUUAUUUUUUAAGUAGAUAGUAAGAUAGCUAAAGUGGUUUUAAAAGAAUUAGGAUAUGAAGCUCUUGAUAAUGCAUGAGACCAAGUGAGAGAACGAGAGAGACAGAGGGUUGAAUUUAGAAUAGAACUUUCGGAACACUGGGUUCUGUGUCUGUCCACUUGAAAUGUCCCAUAAGCAUUCUUGCUGAUGUCAUUCUGCAGUAUCCCAGCACACACGCCUGCGGCACUACUCUAUCUAUCCAUUCUCUCUCGUUAACCUUUGCAUUGAAAUCUGCAUAUCCCUGUUUACACAUACAAUCCAUCCAUAGAUCCAUAAAACUUAAACCACUGAGGAUAUACAUAAAUUAUAUUUGAGUAAUUAGGUCACAGGCGUAGGGAGCAGGUGCAUUAUAUUUUCUAUGUGAGUUUUGCAGGUAAAUGGAUUAUAGAGAGAAUAGGGGUCAAAUAGGUUUAUCACAACAGCAGGUCACUAGAUUACUACAAUGUGUGUGGGUUUACUUAUAUGUUUAUAUAGUUUGGUGACUAAAUAAAAAUAAAAAUAAAAUAAAGUCAGUAUAUAAUAGUAU